CGGCAACGUUUACCAGCACUGCAAAUUUGGCGUCUACGAAUUGCUGCAUUUUCUUUUUGCCACUUUGAAAUAGAGUUUUUCCGAUUUCCCAGCCAAACUAUGUCGCCUAAGACAAAGAAAAUGGUCGUCAAGAUCCCACGGCACCCGUACUUCAAUGUGCAGGGCGAGCGUAGCGUGGAACGUGAGGUAGAGUACCAGGUGCGAAAGUGUCGCGUGAAUCUGGAGCGCAUUAAAUCGUCGAGCACCCCGAAUUCUCGACCUUUCCCUUUGAAACCGAAGCCCAAAAGGUGCAUUGUCCGCGUGGCCCGGCUUCCGGACGUAGAGCGCAGCGAGAUUUCCGUGACCCCGGCCAGUUCCAUAAUGAACUCUGAUAUCGACGAGGGUAAGCGAAAAGGUAACUCCAGCGAAUAGAAGCAAACUAUGAACGGUCCUAAUCAUCGCCCAUCCUAUUCUAAGAUAUAUUGGUUUCUCCUAUCUGGUUAACUAUAAGAUCAAUAAACGCAUCCAGUAAUCAUACUCCUAUUAACCGGAAGAAGUCAUUAAUUUUACUUAACGUAAUAAUACAAAAUCAUGACGAUUAUUUUACCAUAAAAUAUGUGUACGAAUUGCACCCUCGCUUGUGCUAAUGAUACUCGAUUCAUUAAAUAAAAUUCGUCAAC
Drosophila suzukii is the source of this 659-nucleotide messenger RNA. It is a transcript of the gene HP4, whose product is annotated as Heterochromatin protein 4. Lineage: Eukaryota; Metazoa; Arthropoda; Insecta; Diptera; Drosophilidae. The record is from RefSeq and is a predicted model, not a curated record.